Messenger RNA from Solanum verrucosum, 1132 nucleotides. RefSeq names its product extensin-3-like. The record is from RefSeq and is a predicted model, not a curated record. NCBI's taxonomy places the organism in Eukaryota, Viridiplantae, Streptophyta, Magnoliopsida, Solanales, Solanaceae. The coding region runs from base 125 to 1132 and encodes 335 amino acids. The transcript has a single exon.
UUACAUUAAUGUUGAAAAUAGUGUCAUUUUGCUCUAUAAAAACCAGAGCUCCCUAUUCAGCUAUGCAACACAAGUCUUUAGUUCUAUCCUUCACUUCUCUAAGUAUAAUUUGUUACAAAUCAAAAUGGAAAGCUUAGGGAAGUUGGGGAAAUGGUCUUUUCUAACAGUUGCUUUGGCAAUUUGCUUAGUAGCCAGCACUGUUGUUGCUGAUUACUCUUAUGAGUAUACUUCACCCUCACCUUCUCACAACUCUAACAAGUAUUACAAAUCACCAUCUCCAUCCAACUAUCAUGUGCCCGCUCCUUAUUACAAGAAACCUUAUCCAUCACAUUAUUACUACAAGUCACCAGCACCUUCAAAGCACGCUUAUUACAAAUCACCAUCACCAGCUAAAUAUUACAAGUCACAUGUUCCUUCAAAGCAUUACUACUACAAGUCACCCAUUGUAACCAAGUAUUACAUUUCACAUGUUCCUUCAAAGCACUACUACAAGUCACCGGUUGCAACAAAGUAUUACUACAAGUCCCCAACUCCUUCAAAGCAUUAUUACAAAUCACCCGCUCCUUUUAAGUAUGACUACAAGUCCCCAUCGCCCGCAAAGUACUACAAGUCCCCAUCUCCAGCAAAGUACUACAAGUCACCUACUCCAUCAACACACUAUUACUACAAAUCACCAUCCCCAACAAAAUAUUACAAAUCACCCACUCCAUCUAAAUACUAUAAUUCACCUUCACCAACAAAAUAUUACAAAUCACCCACUCCAUCUAACUACUACAAGUCACCUUCACCAACAAAAUAUUACAAGUCACCCCCACCUCCACCAAAAUACUACGAGCAGCCACCAACUUAUUACAAUUCUCCACCUCCACCAUACUAUCAAGAAUCUACACCUUCCUAUAAAUCUUCUCCACCUCCUCCAAAGACCUAUGAACAAUCACCUACAUACUACUCACCUCCACCACCACCGUACUAUAAAGAAACACCAACCUAUGCCUCACCGCCACCACCUGAGAAGUACGAGGAAACUGUCACCUAUGCUUCACCGCCACCACCUGAGAAGUACAAGGAACCUGCCACCUAUGCUUCACCUCCACCCCCAUCACCAUCUCCCCCACCAGCAACCUAUUACUAG